AUGUCAUUGCCCACGGCGCGAUGUAGCUUGAACCGUCCGGAUGGUGACUGGUGUCCCCUGACGCGCAGCAGUCUGUCGCCCCUCUCCCGGUGGCACCGUGACACAAUAUGCGAGCUCGGAGCGCGGCAGGCAGAUUACUACUACGCUGCUGCCACUGCUGCCGAGACAGGCGAGAGGCGUAGCUGCACCGUGGGUAUUAAGUGUGUUAUUCUAUGUGUAUUAUUUGAAUAUCAUUAUUUCUGCAGGGGUGUCGUGAAAGUGCCUCCACAUCAGCUGGGUAGGAAAGGGGUCCAGGACCACUUGGAAGAUGCAAUAAGUAGGCUUAGGCCGCUCAACCCAGUGUCUCUUACAGUCUCCAGCAGGACAGACGCAGGUGUCCACGCCUUAUCUAACUCCGCCCAUUUCGACCUCCAACGCAAGAACGAUAAGCCGCCAUUUACUGAAGACAUUCUUGUUGAGGCUCUUAAUUUCCACCUCAGGCCAGAGCAGAUCAGGAUCACCCGUGCACUACGCGUGCCUGAUGAUUUCCAUGCCCGUUUCCGUGCCCAGUCUCGGACCUACAUAUACCGGAUCGCCCUGGGAAUCUCCCACCACUCUCUGCUUCCCCUCACAGACCACAAUCUCUGCUGGAACCUCCGCAACACGACUCUGGAUGUGGGAGCCAUGCGCGAGGCUGCCGCCCUGCUGGUCGGGACUCAGGAUUUCAGCAGCUUCAGGGCAGUCAACUCCGACAUGCCAUUUAAAAGCCCUGUGAAGACGCUGGAUGUGGCCAGCAUAGAGCCAGGAAGCUCCUUCGUACACGCACACUUCCACAGAGCGAUACCAUUUUGGGAGCUGACUUUCACAAGCAGAUCUUUUCUCUAUAAGCAGGUGAGGAGGAUGACAGGGGCCCUGGUGGCUGUAGGGCGGGGGCAGCUCUCAGUGACCCAGCUGCAGGAGAUAUUGGAGGUUCGGGACUCUCUUGCCUUCCCUCAGGGCAUGGCUGCUCCGGCCCAUGGCCUCUUCCUUACCAGGGUGGACUACAGACAGACAGACCUUUCACAACAGACAUCAGAGGAGCAAUUUGUCUCCAGUGGAAACUCAGAGGAUUAAUUCUAUUUCAUUCAGUCGUGGUGAUAAAACUAUAUUUCUAUACUACUAUAUGCAGUGGUUGUAAUAAAGUUUUAUAUUUAUGUGUACA
Messenger RNA from Perca fluviatilis (European perch), 1180 nucleotides. It is a transcript of the gene pusl1, whose product is annotated as pseudouridine synthase like 1. The transcript is spliced from 8 exons. The record is from RefSeq and is a predicted model, not a curated record. Bases 1 to 1092 code for a protein of 363 amino acids. Gene Ontology annotation, biological process: tRNA pseudouridine synthesis. Gene Ontology annotation, molecular function: RNA binding; pseudouridine synthase activity. NCBI's taxonomy places the organism in Eukaryota, Metazoa, Chordata, Actinopteri, Perciformes, Percidae.